Messenger RNA from Daphnia carinata, 1218 nucleotides. RefSeq lists its product as uncharacterized. Lineage: Eukaryota; Metazoa; Arthropoda; Branchiopoda; Diplostraca; Daphniidae. The transcript is spliced from 4 exons. Gene Ontology annotation, biological process: regulation of transcription by RNA polymerase II. Gene Ontology annotation, molecular function: transcription cis-regulatory region binding; DNA-binding transcription factor activity, RNA polymerase II-specific. Bases 52 to 1113 code for a protein of 353 amino acids. Gene Ontology annotation, cellular component: nucleus. The record is from RefSeq and is a predicted model, not a curated record.
UUAGGAAAAUAAGUAAACAUUGGACACCACAAUGGCUCUUGGUUUUCUUGGAUGAAACUAAUUUGCAUGAAAAAACAUAUACCAAUGGCCGACUUUCAGAAAAAAGACAAAUUCAAUUGCAAGUACGCUGAUUGCCUUUACAGCGAAGGUUCACGGUUAUAUUUCGAAAAAUAUCGUUAUUUGAAACAGCAUUAUGAUAAAGUCCACAACACAAAAAUAUAUGAAUGUACUAAAUGCUUUAAAAAAUUUGGGACCACAACUCUUCAGAGAAGCCACAUGAGUUACUGUGGCAGAGAAUUCAAGUGCUCCUGUGGUGUUGUGUACAAGAGCAAUGAAGCUCUCUUGACUCAUGCAAAACGAAAAAGACACCCUUUGGGUCCUUUGCCCAGAGCCAUUGGAAUAGAAUCAACUAAUGGGAAACAUAUUCAGUCACCCAGUACUGCACACUCUUUAUCAAUAAACUUUUCUGCUGGCUCACAAUUGAUAAUUUUGCAAUCAAACAACCAUGGACAUCCCAAAUCUCAAAGCUUAACUGAAAAAGGCACACAGGAAUGUUCGAUGCAUAUAAUGGAUGCAGCUGUUUUCAGUAGAUUAUCAGCAGCUGUUGCUCUGAGUGAACUUGCAUUAACUAACCCUUCUAAUCAAUUGCCAGAGAAGAGAGAAGUGUCGACACAAACAGAUAGUAGUAUUCCUGAUUUAUGGUUGAACACAGUUCAAGAAGAAACAAGCAGCCUGGAUUCUAAGAUCCAAGACUUUGGCACGCAAACGGAGGAUGUUGACUUCAAUGUGGUUUUGAAUCCUGAAUCACCUCAGAACCCUUGUAGUCCGUGGUUAGGGCUACAAGCUUUUAGUGCCGAAACGCAAACAGUUGACGAAGACGCCGUUUUGCGACCUUUCAAUUUGUGCAAUAUACAAACCCAGACGCCGUGGAACGAAAUGAGUGACGAUGAUACAACAGAACUCGCCCAUACAGAAACGCAAACCCUGUUGUCUUCUUUUUUCAUAGAUGAUGGCAACGUUCCAGAAUGUCAGGGUGAGCGAAGAAUGAAUUCUUUCUUGGUUAAACAAAAUUCUGAAGAUGCCGGUACUGACCCUAUGGAAAUCUUUGAUUGAAAGUACCCAAAAAAAGUAUUAACUCGUAAUAUCCCAAACUGAUUUAUGAUCAAACAAAGUACGGAAUGGAAUAUAAUAUAUAUUUUCGCGCGUGUGCGUGUGCCA